AUGCUAGAAGGCAAGGCAGUCAUUGUUGAGACAGACAUGCUUCAAACCAUGCAGCAGGGUGCACUUGUCUUAGCAUCGAAAGCCCUUGAUGUCUUUGAUGUCACUGAGGCCACUGAGAUAGGCUGCUUCAUUAAAAAGACAUAUGGACCGGGAUGGCAGUGCAUUGUAGGAACAGAUUUCGGUUCGUUUGUUACACAUUGUCAUGGCUGUUUCAUCUAUUUUUGCUUAGGCAACCUUGCAAUUUUGCUCUUUAGGGGAGCUGCAGGUCCAGAAGCUGAGGCAAAGCAGCCCUGUGCAGCCUUGGAGGCACCAUUUGGGAGUUUCUUCUUAGCCAAAGCCAUCUUUUAA
Molecule: messenger RNA, 348 nt
Organism: Prunus armeniaca (apricot)
Lineage: Eukaryota; Viridiplantae; Streptophyta; Magnoliopsida; Rosales; Rosaceae
Source: the annotation of a GenBank genome assembly